GAAUCGGCAGACAUUUUGAUUUCAGGAGAUCUUCCACUCUGUGUACACAAAGACUUGCCGUCAAAUUCAUUGUCAACUGAUGGCGCUCGAGGAUAUUGCUCUAAAUCAGCCUCUACUCGACACGAGGCAUAGUUAUGUCUGCCCUUGAGGCCAAAGACAUCCUCGAAGAUGCAAUCAAUUCCUUUCGACAGCGUCAUCCGGCUGCUGUUACCGAUCGAUUCAUACAUGUAACGUGCGACCACGUGAAGCAUGACAUUCUUGAACUCCAGAUACGUCAGGAGAAGCAGAAGUCUAUGCUCAAUCUCGCCAGAUUCCAGUCAGCUUUACUGGCGUUCGAGCAACUUGUAGAUGCUGCACGAUUGAGCCAGGAGCAAGCAGGGUUCAUAUGGGGGCCAACCAAGCAGAUACUCAAGAGUGCAAAUGAUGAGAGAUCAAUCCUUGAUACUGUCCUCAACGCAUACUAUGAAUUGGGCACAUGCGUGCCACGCACGGUGCCCCAUGAAGACCUUCUGCAAGCCAGGCCCGAGCUGCGCAAGGCCCUCGCUUACAUGUACCACGAUGUUCUGUUGUUCCAUGCCGACGUGCUGGGGCCGCUUACCUCUGGGGAAGGAUGGAAGCGGACCUUCAAGGCAAACUGGAACGACUACGUCAAUCAUUCAUUUCGCGCUCUUCUCAGGAGAUUUGAUCAGCAUCACCAGCUGUUCAAAAGCCAGCUGGAUUCGUGCAAGGAGGGCGCUCUUGAGGAGGCUCUCGAUGACUUUUCAUACCGGCUGAACGGGCAUGUUCAGGACUACCGGGAAGAUCGAGACGAUUUUCUUAGACACAUUCGUCAGUACGAGGAGGAUCGCCGAGUGCUCCUGAGAAAUGCAAGAGAUGCCGAGGCGAAGCGCAAAGAGGAUCAGUUGGAGAAGAUGCUGGCGUGGCUCUCGACACCAGGAGUUGAUCAGGAGCAGGAGGAGCAUCACCAGCGCUUCCGGGACAUUCGAGAGGAGGCCAAAAAUACUUGCCAAUGGAUUUUGCAAGACGAUCAUAUGCUUAACUGGCUCAACCCGGAGACGGUACCCCGACACUCCAUAAUAUGGAUACAUGGCAAACUGGGUUGCGGCAAAACGGUUUUGGCCUCAUCCAUCAUUGAUCGGUGCAUGAGGUACCGGUCCAGCAUAGGCCCCGAGGACAGCGCCCGAGACGCCGCGCUCUCCAUCGAAGAUCAGCAGCCGGUCUUCAAGACCAGCUUUUUCUACUGUCGGGAGGAAGGCUCCAGGCAAAACGACACCAUGACCAUUUACAGAUCUCUUCUACGCCAGAUGCUCCGGCAUUUUCAAGAUCUACUGCCGGUCUGCCAUGAGAAGAAAGCCAAGGGGCAGGUCACUCUGAACCAUGAGGAAACGGCACAGAUUCUCUUAGAGCUCUUCGCGGAUGCCGACAUGAACCAGUUCAUCAUUAUAGAUGGGAUCGACUCUUGCAACUCCGAGACUCGCCGCGUCGUUGUGAAUUUCCUCGCGAAACUGGCGGAAAGAUGCGAAGAAUUCAGACCGGGAAAGCUACGCGUUCUCCUGGUGAGCAGGGACCUGCCGGACAUACGCAAACUGAAGGUUGUCGAGGGGGCAACAACAAUAAUCGAGAUGACGACGAGACAUGUACAAGAUGAUAUAGGGUUGUACAUUGAUGGCAAAAAAGCGAAAAUGAAGGACCGCGGCCUAGACGAGAAUGACAUCCAGCGGAUUCGCAGACAAAUCCUGAGAAGAUCAGAUGGAAUGUUUCUCUACGCUCAAAUCGUCAUGGAUAAUUUGCUCGCACAGUCAGCGGUCGGGGACAUUCUAGCAGAGCUAGAGGAGAGUCGAUUCCCCCGGGACCUGGCCUCAGCGUACAAUGCAAUUGUCGAACGUCUCAAGAAUCAACUGAGCCCCAAAGGGUGGAAACGUGCUCAGCGCGUGUUUGGUUGGCUGGCUUGUUGCAAGAGGCCAUUGCUCUGGCAUGAGAUUCAAGCUGCUCUUGUCAUAUCUCAUGACAAGCAUAGCGGAGAGCUGGUCCUCGACUACUACAAAGGAAGGCUUCAGAAAGACAUAGACCAGACAUGCGGCUCAUUGGUGCAAGUACUCAAGGGGAGGAUAACAUUUGUCCAUCACACGGCCCGAGAACAUAUCUUACAAGGUGAAAACCUCGAUGAACGGGUAGUGGAGUGUGAACUCGCCAUCGCCUGCCUCCAAUACCUAGGAGGGUCCUGCUUUCGCCCGGGCGACGACCCGAAACAGCUUGACAAGUUUGUUGAGGACAAGUUUUAUGCUUUUCAAGACUAUGCCGCGUCUAAAUGGGACCAUCACCUCGGAGUCGUGCUGAAAAACGGCACUGGCAUAUUUGAAGACCCUGUCAGGGGCGGCAGCUUCCAGAUCAAGCUUUCCAGGGCAGCCACAGCAUUCACAACUGCUUUUGCCAAGAGCCUCGAGCCUCGAGAUCAUAGCGGAUCCAAAAGAAGUGCGAUAUCUGAGCCGGAGAGGCAGGCAGAAGACGCCAGACAGAAAGCAGAGUCUGACUGUCAAGCUUUCCGAUGCUACUCCUUCUACGAUGCGAUGGUUGUCAUUAGGACGCAUCUUCACUUCCACGAAGCGACAAGCGACGCGAAGCAACGCAACAAAAUCAGCCUUCAUGAUCUUGAAGGUUCUAUUCAAAAGAUUCGGGGCAGAAUGGAGAGCACGUGGCUCGCUCUCGCGGAGGGAGGAGAGGAGGAGGCCCAAUUCCAGGAGUACUACGGCCUCAAUGUUUUCAAGUGCGACCGCAUCGCCUGCGACUACUUCUAUCAGGGCUUCGAGAACCAGGAGCUGCGGGACGCACACACCAAGCGGCAUGAGCGGCCUUUUCUCUGUCCCGUGGCCGGCUGCAACCUCGUCGCGUUUGGCUUCUCGACAAACAAGGACCGCGAGAAGCACGUCCGCAGCUACCAUCCAGACGACCCUGCCAACACGGGCUUCGGCCCUGUGCCGCGGGACCUCACGCCGGCGAGCAAGGACAACGCUAGGUUCAACUGCCCGCAUUGCGGCAAGAACUUCACGAGAAAGGCGAUCAGAGAGGACCACAUCAACGCGCACUUUGGGCAGCGGCCCCAUCAGUGCUCGCUUUGUGACAAGGCUUUCACAAGGGCAAACGACUUGAGGAGGCACAUGACUCAGAAGCAUUCUCGGCGCAUAGUGAGGUGAAUUGACAGUCCAACGGGGACAAGGCCAC
Molecule: messenger RNA, 3219 nt
Organism: Microdochium trichocladiopsis
Lineage: Eukaryota; Fungi; Ascomycota; Sordariomycetes; Xylariales; Microdochiaceae
Exons: 6
Coding region: 135-3191 (1018 amino acids)
Source: RefSeq, a predicted model, not a curated record